AUGUGGAAGCAGUUCCUCAGCAAGCUGCCCCGCACCAAGUCCACGGGCGCGGGGCGGGGGGACGACGGCUUCGACUCGGGCCAGUGCAGCGCCAACAAUGCCAUACAGCGCGCCACCAGCGUCCCGUCCGGCGGCGGCGGCGGGCGCUCGGCGUCCGCCAUCAAGCGCAUGUCCUCCGCAGUCUUCCCCUCCAGCGUGGUCGCGGGCAUCGAGCCGCUGGUGGCCUUCAAGGACGUGCCCAGCUCCGAGCGGCAGAGCCUCUUCGUCAGCAAGCUGGGCCUCUGCUGCGCGGUCUUCGACUUCACGGACCCGUCCAAGAGCUCCGCCGAGAAGGACAUCAAGCGGCAGGCGCUGCUGGAUCUGAUAGACUUCGUCGACACCAACACCGGCCGCUUCUCGGAGGCCGUCAUCGCCGCCUGCGCCAGGACGCUCGCCGUCAACCUCUUCCGGGUCUUCCCGCCCAGCUACAGGUCCGGCUCCUCCUCCUCCUCCACCAACGAGGGCGAUGAGGACGAGCCGACGUUCGACCCCGCGUGGUGCCACCUGCAGCUCGUCUACGAGCUGCUGCUCAAGUUCGUCGGCUCCAACUCGCUCGACGCCAAGCUCGGGAAGAAGUACUUCGACCACUCCUUCAUCGUCCGCCUGCUCAACCUGCUCGACUCCGAGGACCCCAGGGAGCGGGACGCGCUCAAGACCAUCCUGCACAGGAUCUACGGCAAGUUCAUGGUGCACCGCCCCUUCAUCCGCAAGGCUGUCAGCAACAUCUUCUACCACUUCGUGUUCGAGACGCAGCGCCACAACGGGGUCGCCGAGCUGCUCGAGGUCUUCGGCAGCGUCAUCAGCGGCUUCGCGCUGCCGCUCAAGGAGGAGCACAAGAUCUUCCUCUGGAAAGUCCUGAUUCCUCUGCACAAGCCCAAAUCGGUUGGUGUGUAUCUCCAGCAGCUGACCUACUGCGUGACGCAGUUUCUGGAGAAGGAUCCCAAGCUUGCCGGCUCGAUAGUUCUUGGUAUUCUGAGAUACUGGCCUGUAACAAAUAGUCAGAAGGAAGUCAUGUUUCUGAGCGAGAUUGAAGAGAUCCUAGAAGCUACCAGCAUGGUGGAGUUCCAGAAAUGCAUGGUUCCGUUGUUUCGGCGGAUCGCUCAUUGCAUAAACAGCUCCCACUUUCAGGUUGCUGAAAGAGCACUCUUCAUGUGGAACAAUGAUCACAUCAUCAGCCUGAUAGCACAGAAUCGCCAAGCGAUCAUGCCCAUCAUCGUGCCAGCAUUAGAACAUAACAGUCAGACCCACUGGAACCAAGCGGUCCUUAGCCUGACCGCCAACGUGAUGAAGUUGUUCUCUGAUAUGGACGACGAACUGUGCUCGGAGUGCCUAACCAAGUACAAGGAGGACGAAGAAAACCAGGCGUCGUUGGAGGAGAAGCGGAGGUCGACAUGGGCGAGACUAGAGUCAGCUGCAGCACUCCAGCCAGUGACCGGCCACACAGCCGUCCUGGUCGGUCACCUACCGUCGGCGAAUUUGAUCGCCACCCUUAUUUAGUGUACGUUCAGUUGGUGGAGGUGACAAACGGUGUUCUUCCCCUCUUCGGUGAAGCGCCCGCCCCAAAGCGAGCAACUCCCAGGGUUGUCAUUUUGCUUUUUCUUUGUAAGUUGUAACUAUUUCCACUGUGUCUACUACGAUCUAGAGGCAAGCGUACCUGUAUGAGCGAGCGCUGAGUGCUCAGACUCCUUACGUGUAAGUUUGCCUGUUUAUUUA
Lolium rigidum is the source of this 1752-nucleotide messenger RNA. Its product is annotated as serine/threonine protein phosphatase 2A 57 kDa regulatory subunit B' kappa isoform. Bases 1 to 1536 code for a protein of 511 amino acids. The record is from RefSeq and is a predicted model, not a curated record. The transcript is spliced from 2 exons. NCBI's taxonomy places the organism in Eukaryota, Viridiplantae, Streptophyta, Magnoliopsida, Poales, Poaceae. Gene Ontology annotation, biological process: signal transduction. Gene Ontology annotation, molecular function: protein phosphatase regulator activity. Gene Ontology annotation, cellular component: protein phosphatase type 2A complex.